Messenger RNA from Ctenopharyngodon idella (grass carp), 3004 nucleotides. RefSeq names its product NACHT, LRR and PYD domains-containing protein 12-like. Gene Ontology annotation, molecular function: protein binding. The record is from RefSeq and is a predicted model, not a curated record. Lineage: Eukaryota; Metazoa; Chordata; Actinopteri; Cypriniformes; Xenocyprididae. The transcript is spliced from 8 exons. The coding region runs from base 2030 to 2527 and encodes 165 amino acids.
CGCGGAAAAGGCGCCCAAAAGACGGAACAGCAGAGAGGAUCGGCUGGAGAAUUGACGGUGGAAAACUGCACAAAGUAAAGUCAAGAUCCUCCUGCUGUAAAAAAACCAGCACUGACCAGCAUGAAUUCCCCUUCACUCACUGUCUACCAAUCUGCAGUCGGUUCAGCACGAAACAUUAGGCUCACAGCAACAGAUUAAGAAGAAGAAUCCUGCAUCAAAAGAUGGCUUCAACUUGCAUGUGAGACAGAGCGAGAAGAGAAAAAGAGGAAUGAAGAUGGACUGUCUAAGAAACCUAUUCUGCAAGGGGAAUGUUAACUCUUGACCACACCUGUGAUUAUUAAUUAUUAAAAUGACCAGCGAUAUCAGAAACCAGUUGUGUGUCUAUGAAGAGUGACCGGUCAAUGGGAUGUCCUCCAAAAUUCAGUGAUAGAGGCUUUCAGGAGGAGUCAGAGAAACUGGACAGAUCAGUUGGAAAAGAAACCAGACCAUCAGCAUCAGAGACAAAUACAAUGCAUCUCAAGUCUACAAUGCAGUUAAACCAAAACUAAAAAUGAAGUUUCAGUGUCUGUAUGAGGGAACUGCAAAGCAAGGAAACCCUACACUCCUGAGUAAGAUCUACACCGAGCUCUACAUCACAAAAGGUGAAAGUGAAGACUGUAAUGAACAUGAGGUGAGACAGAUUCAGACACAAUCCAGAAGAACUGCUAUAGAGGACACAACAAUCAAAUGCAAUGACAUUUUUCGGUCUUUACCUGAACAAGACAAACCAAUCAGAACUGUGCUGACAAAGGGAGUCGCUGGCAUUGGAAAGACAGUCUCUGUGCAGAAGUUCAUCCUAGACUGGGCUGAAGGGAAAGAAAAUCAGGACAUCCACAUUAUAUUUCCACUUCCUUUCAGAGAGCUCAAUUUGAUACAUGAACAAAGACUCAGUCUUUUAGAUCUGCUUCACACUUUUUUUCACAGAAACAAAAGAACUGGAUGUUUGCAACAGUAAAUAUAAAGUGUCAUUCAUUUUUGAUGGUCUGGACGAGUGUCGUCUUUUUUUGGAUUUUCAGAGUAAUGUGAGAAUGUGUGAUGUCACUGAAUCAGCCUCAGUGGACGUGCAGCAGCUGAUCUGAUCCCCUCUGAGUGUGUCCAUCAUGUGACAGAGGUAUGAGGCUUCAGUGAUCCACAGAAGGAGGAAUACUUCAGGAAAAGAAUCCGUGAUCAGAGUUUGGCCAACAGAAUCAUCUCACACCUGAAGUCAUCAAGGAGCCUCUUUAUUAUGUGUCACAUCCCAGUGUUCUGCUGGAUCUCGGUCACUGUUCUAGAGAAGAUGUUGAGUGAAGCAGAGAGUGGUGAGAUUCCCAAGACUCUCACUCAAAUGUACACACACUUCCUGAUCAUUCAGACUAACAUCAAACAUAAAAAGGACUAUGAGAAGUGAAAGACAAAGACAUGAUUCUCAAAACUGGGGAAACUUGCUUUUCAGCAACUUGUGAAAGGAAACCUGAUCUUCUACGAGGAAGACCUGAGAGAGUGUGGCAUUGAUGUGACAGAAGCAUCAGUGUACUCGGGAUUGUGCACUCAGAUCUUCAGAGAGGAAUUUGGCUUGUAUCAAGGGAUAGUGUACUGCCUUGUUCAUCUGAGCAUUCAAGAACAUCUUGCAGCUCUAUAUGGACACACUGUCCUUCAUAAAAGAUAACAUAAAUGUAUUUGAUCUGAUUAACAAAGGAAGGUUUUUGUCCAGAUUUUUUAACUUUAUGAAAUUCAAUUCAUCAAAACAGAUUUCGAUAUCAAAUCUCCAUCAGAAAGCUGUGGACAAGACAUUACAUAAUAAGAAUGGACAUUUAGACCUUUUCCUUCGUUUCCUUCUUGGCUUCUCACUGGAGUGCAAUCAAACUCUUUUACAAGGCCUAACACAGACAGGAAACUGCUUGCAUAACAAAGAGAAGUUCAGUACAUCAAACAGAAGACCAAGAAGAAUCCCUCUCCUGAGAAAUUCCUCAAUCUGUUUCACUGUCUGAAUGAACUAGGUGACUGUUUACUAAUGGAGCAAAUUCAACAUUAUGUGACAGCUGGAACAUUAAAUAAAGUGAAACUGUCCUCUUCACAGUGGUCAGCUUUAAUUUUUGUGUUGUUGACAUCUGAGCAAGAGAUGAAUGUGUUUAAGCUCAAAGAUUUUGUUGGAUCACAAAUUAAAGCUGAAGUUCUUCUAAAGCUGCUUCCUGUGGUUAAAGCAUACCGAUCAGCUCAGUUGAGGUAUUGUGAAAUCACAAAUGAAGGUUGUGCUGCUCUGGCUUCAGCUCUGAAAUCAAACCCUUCACACCUGAGAGAUCUGGAUCUGUCAUGGAAUAAACUAGGGGACUCAGGAGUGAAGCAGCUCUCUGAUGGACUUGAGAAGCUUCUAUGUAAAAUUAAGAAACUCUGGUUAAGUGAUUGCAGUGUCACAUAUCAUGGUUGUGAUGCUCUGGCUUCAGCUCUGAGAUCAAACCCCUUACACCUGAGAGAACUGGAUCUGGCUAAAAAUAAACUGAGAGAGGAAUGAAGCUGCUCUCUGAUCUAAGGAAUAAUGCAGAUUAUAAACUUGAGACACUGCGGUUUUAGAUGGCAGUCUAAUCUCGUCAGAACCAGCUAAUGGUGAAUCAGAAGACACUUCCGAGAAUUCACAGUCAACAGAAUACAAUGGAGGCACAGUGAACCCAAUGUAUGUGUGUGUGUGUCUGUUACAUUAUAAUUUCCUUGUGCUUCUCUCAUCAUAGACUAAUUUCUCAAUAAGUUAAACACUAUUCUUGUGUUGAUCACAAUGUGCAAGUCGGUUAAGUCUGUUAUAUUUAUUCCAAAAUAUUAAAUAUAAGAAUGUAGUAACAGUUUUCAGAUUUUGUGUAUUUUAUUUGUGAACUGGAGUUCAGACAUGGAGAUUUUACCUUUUACUCUACCAUUAAUUUCCCCAAGCUAAGUGUUCAAUAAAAACCGGCUUACUCACAGAUUGUUAUUUCAAGUAGAUCAUUGGCAAUAAAGUUGA